This is a messenger RNA of Austrofundulus limnaeus, 3852 nucleotides long. RefSeq names its product N-lysine methyltransferase SETD8-A. The transcript is spliced from 7 exons. Gene Ontology annotation, biological process: regulation of transcription by RNA polymerase II; regulation of DNA damage response, signal transduction by p53 class mediator. Gene Ontology annotation, cellular component: polytene chromosome; nucleus. NCBI's taxonomy places the organism in Eukaryota, Metazoa, Chordata, Actinopteri, Cyprinodontiformes, Rivulidae. Gene Ontology annotation, molecular function: transcription regulator activity; histone H4K20 methyltransferase activity; protein binding. Bases 269 to 1273 code for a protein of 334 amino acids. The record is from RefSeq and is a predicted model, not a curated record.
GCCUGCAGGGGGCGCUGCCGCUCCUCCUGCUCAUUCAUUUCUCCUCCCUCAGAGGAACAUGGCGGACCGGAGCUGCGGACGCUGCUUGGCCCGAGCUUCUGGCCAUUAGGGCGCAGCACACAGAUAAUCGGUCACCGUGGAUGUGCGCCAAGGGGACACUGUGGAAGUGGGCCGAGGUUAACCACGUACCGGGUAUUUAUAUUUUUGUUUUUUCAUCUUCCUAACGUGUGAAAAUCAGCCGACCUGGGAGCCACAAAAACAAGUGAACAUGAACGAGAAAGUUGUCUGCAGCCCUCAUUCAGUCACAGUCUUAAGCUGCACUAAGUCCAGAUCAGCAGUUCGCAAUGAAAAGAUGAGCUUCAGGCUGACACAGGAGGGAAAGUGUUCUCCCGUUUGCUCCCUGCAGAGCGAUGCUCCAAGUCAGGAUGAGAGCAGGAUAACAGAUUCCAUCAGCGCCACACCAAGAGACUGUAUGGCUGAUUUCACAGAGACAGAGAGUAGCUACAGCCGGUGCUCACCCUUUUGGUCUACUGAAAAAUUGUCACCUCCACAGCUCCACUGUACACAGGUCUGCCUUCGCUCCUCUUCUGAGCUUCCCAUGCCCUUCAAUAACAGCUUAUCACACAGUCCUCUCCACGCCAACAACAACAACGGCAGUACGCUCUACAGCCAUCAGAGGAGAGGAGCCCGGGCCAAAGUCACAGGAAAGAAAUCACGAGGAAUGGCAAAAGGAAAAAACGCUCAGAACAGAAAAGUUACUGACUUCUUUCCAAUUAGAAGAAGCUCAAGAAAAAGUAAAACAGAACUCAAGUGUGAACAAAAGAAGCUGUUAGAUGACCUCAUCACAAAUGGAAUAGAGGAGGGAAUGGAGGUUCAGCAUAUAGAAGGAAAGGGGAGGGCCGUGUUUGCCACUCGGUGUUUCCAGAAAGGUGAUUAUGUUGUGGAAUAUCAUGGAGACCUGCUGCAGAUCACUGACGCUAAGAAGAGGGAGGCCGAGUAUGCUCAGAACCCGGCCACAGGCUGCUACAUGUACUACUUCCAGUACCUCUGCAAAACAUACUGUGUGGAUGCUACGAAAGAGACAGGUCGAAUGGGUCGGUUGAUAAAUCACAGUAAAACCGGGAACUGUCAAACCAAACUCCACGACAUCAGCGGCAUUCCUCACCUCAUCCUCGUUGCCUCCAGAGACAUUGACAAAGGCGAGGAGUUACUUUAUGACUACGGAGAUCGCAGCAAAGCCUCCAUUGCUGCACACCCUUGGCUCAAGUACUGAUGAAGAGUGGGGUUCUUAAAACAAAAUAGUCAAGGGAAGUGGGKUUUUUUUAUAUUGUGUAAAAAAUGCCUUAGAACCAGAAUUUGUGCCCUUUUUUGUUGUAAUGCAGAGGAAGCUGGAGGUGGGUCAUCGGGUACUUGUUACAUUUUCAUUGAGGUCCAACUAUACUAUUAUUUAUAUGUGUCUCUAAAACAUUCUGGUGGUUUGCCAGCACAUUUCUUUUGUACAGUUUGUACUCCUGAAGACCAGUGUCUCUACAGCAUGCAGGCAUUUUUAUGCAUUUUUAUAAACUAUUUUUUUUAAAUAAGUUACUUGGUGAUGCUUUACGGUUAAAGGCCCUGAGCUCCUUUGAGAUCAACAAGAACAAGUGAUUCACCGUACGAUGGUUCGGUUCACAUUUUUAGGGUUGAACAACAAAAAACCUUCUCAAAAAAUUGAAAACUGUUGUCAUGUUGAAAUGUGAAGUUAGCUUGAACAUGCACAGUUCAGAAUAACUGGUAUAAAUACAUAGUUUUUGUUAAGUUUAAUGUAUUUUUAAUAAUAUAAAACAUACAUUUGAAUUCUGGUGUAGAAAAUUUUGAGAAAAAAACGCAGAAGAAUCUUCUGGAUGUGUUUGAAGACGAGCGUUUGUGAAGAUUUCUAAAGAUCUUUUGCGCUCAGCCUCGUGUCCUUCACUGGAUACUCAGUGCGUUAAUUUUAUUCUCAGAUUUUCCUGUCGCAGCAUUCUUUGACACAAGCACACGUAACAAAUCAACAAGUGAACCUGUCACACUCAGCUGAUCUGUUGGCAGAUUCCAGACCAGUUUCGUUCAGGUCCUAGUUUGAUUAGAAAGACAUAAAAAAAGAGACUUUUUGUCAGGUUGUGAUGACUGGACAGAAAAAAGAAAGUAAAAAUGUAAGCACUCUUCUAAUAACAAACCAAGUGUUAUUAGAAGAACUUAGGUUCAAAUAUUUGGUUUCAUGGAUCAGAAAUUCUCAGUCUAGUGCUGAAGGUACUUUUAUCAGACUUUGAUUUUUUUUUUUUAAUGGAGAGGAGUGGCUAAUCUCUGAGAUUAAACUUACAUAAAGUAAACAUGAGGCAUGACAUGAAAAAAUCUGUAGCAGUCCUAAUUAAUAAUAAACGUAAAAAAAACCAAGUAAACCAAACAGCUAAAUGACAAUCAGAAAAUAUUUGAAAGCAUUAGUGAAUGAGAAAAAAAUUAAGAAGCCAGUAGUAAAACCAGCUGUGUUUGUCUUUAUAAAAGAAAAAUCUUGAAAUCGAGUUUUUGUGAAACAGAGGGUAUAAUUAUAAAGAAGAGUAAAUAAAGGUGAAAACGUUAAUGUUUCUGUUGAUCCGUACUCCAACUACACCCAGUUUGUGUUGGUAGUUUUGGCGAAAUGUUUCCAGUUUUUAACCCCAAAGUUAUUUUGAUCAAAGCCAGCUGUUUAAACCACCACAGAGGUUUUAUUUUACUCUCAAUUUCAAGUGUAACUUUUCAAUUUUAUUUAUUUUCAUUAGAUUUUACUACACAUUUUCAGCUGAAUUAUGUGCAUUUUCUUUCCUAAGAAAACCUGAUCUGCGGGUUUGAUGGUUUAUAAAUAAGACUUUCUCUACAUACAUAUUUAUAACUCAGGACCUUAAUGCCGAUAAUGUUUAAUUUACUUAUACAGAUCAAUGAUCCCUACAGCAGAAUUCAUCUGGAAUUGUUGUCUACAUAUUCAUGAAUUUUAAAGGGUAAGACUAACAAUUUUUAAAAAUGAUCAAUACAUUAAAGACCAAAAAAUGUUUUUAAUGUCUUAAAGUAGUUGCUGAGUUCGGAUUUUGGGAAACAAAGCUGCAGUAUGUUGGGAAUUAUUUCUAGUAGAGGAUAAACUAACAUUUGAUGCUUUAACUGGCUGCAUGGAGUGACUUUAAAGAUAUUUCAUUGUGUGUUUGAGGUAUUAAAGGACGUGGCUAAAUGUUGGGCUUAUUUGUGUUUCAGAUAGUGCGUUAAUAUGCUGAGUCAGCUUUAACACUCUUUUCCUGUUAAGUUUCUUUCAUACAUUUUUAAUUUUAUUUUAUUACUAUUAUUAUUGUUAUUGUUUUGCAUUUAAGCUACUUCUGCAUAUUUUGGGCUAUUUUACAUAUUCAAAUAUUCAAACAUUUGGCUCUAUUGGGAACAGUGUGCUCUGAUUUUAAGUAUUUGUAACUUUUAUGCUUUAAUUUUUUAAUUUUAUUUUUUUACAAAACACAAAAAAUUGUUUUAUUAAGAUUAUAGUUUUAUUUUAAAAUUUAGGUAUUAUUUCUGGUCCAGCACAGGACUGGUUUUUAAAAAGUGUUGGACUCAAAAAUAGAUAAAUGCAUGAUAACUAAGACUAUUUAAGCUGAAAACGAUAAAACUCAGUGUUUAGGAUUAGAAACAAAGCUGGCCACCAUGUUCAAAACAUAUUUAUGGUUUCUUGUUAUGGGCAGAAACUUGUGCCAGCAGAAAAUGAAUUUGAAUUGCUCAGACUGAAUCUGUAUAGGCGUAAUUUGAAAGUGAACGCAUUUGAAAAUGAAUUUCACUAAAUUAAAACUGAAUUUAAUGGUUUGAAACUGAAAUUAAAGUUUUGAAUUUGAA